Olea europaea var. sylvestris is the source of this 803-nucleotide messenger RNA. RefSeq names its product protein trichome birefringence-like 34. Gene Ontology annotation, molecular function: O-acetyltransferase activity. Gene Ontology annotation, cellular component: Golgi apparatus. The record is from RefSeq and is a predicted model, not a curated record. Lineage: Eukaryota; Viridiplantae; Streptophyta; Magnoliopsida; Lamiales; Oleaceae. The coding region runs from base 1 to 564 and encodes 187 amino acids. The transcript has 2 exons.
AUGGCAAGCACAUGCAAAUUCGUUCUUGGAACAUGGAAAUUUAGAUACAACUUCUAUUCUAUAGCAGGGCUCCUCCUCUUAGGCUUUGUUUUUGCUGCUCUUUAUCUAACAGAGAACAGUAAAAGCUUCCUGGAAGAGGAGACAUGGCCUAAUGAUUCUGUUCCUCACUGUGAUUUGUUCUCAGGCAAAUGGGUUUACGAUAACGUAUCUUACCCUCUGUACAAGGGGAAACAAUGUUCUCUCAUGGAGGACGAUUUUGCGUGUGAGAAGUACGGUAGGAAGGACUUGAAUUAUCAAAAAUGGCGAUGGCAACCUCAUGAUUGCGACCUUCCAAGGUUCAAUGCUAAUGCACUGUUGGAGAAGUUAAACGGGAGGAAACUAGUAUUUGUAGGGGAUUCUUUGAACAGAAACCAGUGGAUAUCAAUGGUGUGCCUAAUUGAGUCAUCGAUCCCUCCAUCAUCAUUUAAAUCCUUAAUCAGGAAAGGAAAAUUUCUCAUCUUUCAGGCCACUGUAAGACAAAAUUUUCUGUUCUUGAAAUUCAGUUUUUCACAGUUUGUUUUCUGAUAAUUAACUCGUCUACAAUGACCAUAAUAUUCUUGUUAAAUUCACGAAGGACAACAAUGCGACCGUCGAAUUCUAUUGGUCUCCUUUGCUGGUUGAAUCUAAUUGCGAUGACUUAGUACACCAUCGGGUGCAAACUCGUAUAGUUAAAGUUGAGGCGUUGAAAAGCAUGGUAGGCAAUGGACAGAUGCAGAUAUACUUGUAUUUGAUUCCUUUAUGUGGUGGUUGGAUCCGAAAUUGAC